This is a messenger RNA of Striga hermonthica, 663 nucleotides long. The record is from the annotation of a GenBank genome assembly. NCBI's taxonomy places the organism in Eukaryota, Viridiplantae, Streptophyta, Magnoliopsida, Lamiales, Orobanchaceae.
CAGUCGGAGAAGCGAAUUCGAGCGGAGUCUUCCUCAUCGUCCGUUGUCGGAAAACGCAGACCGUCUAGAGAUUUUUCUGUCGAACCUUCACAAAACCCUCCGCCCCACACACCUAGCCACCCGUCCUCUUCACACGCCGAUUGUGACUGGCCCAUCUUUGUGGCGACUGAUCGAGACUACAACGAGGCCUUGGAAUCCAAUCGGUCCAUGUGUGAUCCAAGGGCGACAAUCCCUACUAUUUCGGCUGUGAUCGCCGUGAUCUGUGCGAUCGGGUUCUGCAGCGAGCCAGCGGAGGCGCUGACGGAGACGAUGAAACUCGGUGGCCUGCGCGGUGUUUCUCAGAACAAUGCCGAGAUUCAUCGUAUUGCGAGGUUUGCGGUUGAGAGGCACAAUGAAAAGCAGAACUCAGCUCUCGAGUUUGUGAGGGUAGUGAAUGCCAAAGAACAGGUUGUAGCCGGUAUAAUGUACCAUCUUAUCCUUGAGGUAACCGAUGGUGGUCGGAAGAAGAAAUAUUCGGCAAAAGUGUGGGAAAAGUUAUGGGAGAAUUUCAAGGAGCUCCAAGAGUUUAAGCCGGUUGAUGAUAACCCUUCAUAUGCCUCUCCCGGACUUGGUGUUGGUCACGUUCGUCGAUGGUUUCGCUUGGGUUUGAGUUUCUGGGGAUAA